AAGCUGCCACGAAUCUCUGUGCAACAAAAGACAAAUCCUUCGCAUGAAGGCGAUUCUUUAUACGGUAAUGCCGGAAGGCCUGACGGGCUUCAGAGGGUGUUGUUCUUCUGGGCGAUAGCUUCUUCUUCUUCUUCUUCUUUCUCUUCUUGUUUGUGGUAUAUUGCGUGUUGUUGUUGGGUUCGGAAUUGGAUUCGGAGGAGGAAGAUGGCGUCAUCGGCGACAGUUCGUGUGGAUAAGGCGACGAGCGAUCUGCUGCUGGGGCCGGAUUGGACCAUGAAUAUGGAAAUAUGCGACUCCAUCAAUUCCGAUCCCGGGCUGGCGAAAGAAGUUGUCAAAUCUGUGAAGAAGCGACUGCAACACAAAAACCCACGGGUUCAAUUUCUUGCAUUAACACUUCUAGAAACGAUGAUUAAGAAUUGUGGUGAUUUUAUUCACUUCCAAGUUUUUGAGAGGGAUAUUCUGCAGGAAAUGGUUAAAAUUGUUAAGAAAAAGACUGAUAUGGAAGUGAGAGAUAAAAUUUUAGUAUUGCUGGAUUCCUGGCAAGAGGCUUUUGGCGGUUCUGGAGGAAAGUAUCCACAGUACUUCUGGGCUUAUACUGAUCUAAAGAGAUCUGGUGUUGAAUUUCCACAUCACCCUAGCGAUGCUACUUUGCUCUUCACUUCACCUACGCAUCAAGCUGCCAUUGCUAGAACUCCUUAUAUCGGGCAUGGUGUGCCUAGUGAUUUGCCAAUGAGGCUUGAUCAAGCAAUGGCAUCGGAAAUUGCUAAUUUGAGUUUAUCGGACUUGGAUAGAAUCAGGAGUGUCAUGGAGCUGUUAAAUGAUAUGUUAAAAGCUGUGAAUCCACAUGAUCGCGAGGCUGUUGAGGAUGAAAUUAUCAAAGAGCUUGUUGGCCAAUGUCGCUCCAACCAGAAAAAGAUUUUGCAAUUGAUUGAGUCAACUGGCGACGAGGAGAUCCUAGCAGAAGGGCUUGCAUUAAAUGAUACUUUACAAACCCUGCUUGCAAAACACGAUUCGAUAGCGUCUGGUUCUCCAUUUCCAGAAGAAUCAUCUGAAUUCAUUCCUGUGUCGAGCCCUCCCAUCGCAUCUGCAACCAUUGCAGCCAACAGUUUUGAAGAGGACGAAGAAGAAGAUGAUGAAUUCACUCAGUUAGCUCGCAGAAAUUUGAAAAGUAAGUCAACUUCUACUGAAAUCAAUGCAACGACGGCCGGUAAACAGAGUUCAGACGAAGCUUCGUCCUCCACGGGAAGCCACUCAUUAGCUUUACCUGAUCCUCCGCCGCCUAUUAAAACCUCUGCAAAGGAUCAAAACAUCAUCGAUCUCUUGCGCAUGACAUUGUCUUUAAACUCAUCACCAUCUCAUACACCAAUCACUCCACAUGCUCCAUCUCCCACUUUUCAACCAAAUGGAUCUGCAGAUCCUUUUGCCACAAAUGUUCAUGGGAACCCACAGAGCCCCCAAACUCACCCCAUGCCUUCUAAUAGUUAUGCUGCUGGCUGGGCGGCGGCGCCCCCAUCAUCUUUGCCUCAAUCUCAACCUUCUUCGUCUCCGCCGCAGCCUCAGUUUCUCUUUCGACCGGAACAACAACCACAGUAUAGCAAUUACCCGCCCCCUCCAUGGGAGGAUGUGCCGAGCACAAAUCCCAAUCCAUUCGCACAGUCGACUUAUAUGAUGGAGUAUAACUCGGUUGGAAUGAAUGCCGGCAAACCUCCGGUCGUCGCCGGUGAAGCUCGGCCAAACUCGAAUCACAGACCAACAGUGCCUGGAGGUUCUCAUAAGCCAUUUGUACCUUCCUACAGACUAUUUGAGGAACUGGUUGAUUCUAGUAAUUCCCCUGGAGCUCCGAAGCACAGCAGUACCUCAGGCCAAGGUAUGGGCUAUAGUGGGAAAUAAAGCCGUUUGAUUUGAUUGUAAAAUUUUUUAGAUUAAAUAAAUAAACAUUUUAUAUGACUUGAAAUUGAAUGAUAAAGGGUUAUUUGAUAUCUCGCAUGGAUAAAAAAAAUAUGGGUUAUGAAAUGCUGAUUU
Phalaenopsis equestris is the source of this 2022-nucleotide messenger RNA. RefSeq names its product target of Myb protein 1. The coding region runs from base 205 to 1890 and encodes 561 amino acids. The transcript has 9 exons. Gene Ontology annotation, molecular function: phosphatidylinositol binding; ubiquitin binding. The record is from RefSeq and is a predicted model, not a curated record. Gene Ontology annotation, biological process: protein transport to vacuole involved in ubiquitin-dependent protein catabolic process via the multivesicular body sorting pathway. NCBI's taxonomy places the organism in Eukaryota, Viridiplantae, Streptophyta, Magnoliopsida, Asparagales, Orchidaceae.